GCUUGUGCCCCUCCUCCGCCCUCCCGGGGCUGGGCCGCGCGCGCCGGCUCUGGGCGGGGCCCCGCGGUGGCGGCGGGACUCCUCCCCCUGCGGCUCCUCCUUCUCCUCCUCGGUCCCAGCACCUCCCCGGCCUCCCUGACCUCCCCCUCCGGCGCUCUCGCACUGACUGCGCUCCUCCGGCGCCUCUCCGCCCGCGCUCCCAGCCAUGGUGGUCUGGCGCUCGGCAUUCCUCCUCUGCCUCGCUUUCUCCUUGGCCACUCUGGUCCAAAGAGGAUCUGGGGACUCUGAUUUUCGUCUGGAGGAUGCGUUGAAAGAAACUUCCUCAGUAAAGCCACGAUGGGACCAUGGCACCACAACCAAGAGGCCAGGAACAACCAGAGCUCCGCCAAAGCCUGCAGAAGACGACUUUGACUUGGCUGACGCCCUGGAUGACCGGAAUGAUCUAGACGACGGCCGCAGGAAACCGAGCGCUGGGGGAGGGGGUUUUUCAGACAAGGAUCUUGAAGACAUAUUAGGCGGUGGUGAAUACAAACCUGACAAAGGUGAUGGGCGGUAUGGCAGUGACGACUCAGAAUCCGGAGUGUCGGCCGAGGCUGGCACCAUCGCGGGUGUGGCCAGUGCCCUAGCCAUGGCCCUGAUCGGCGCGGUCUCCAGCUACAUCUCCUACCAGCAGAAGAAGUUCUGCUUCAGCAUCCAGCAUGCAGCAGAAGGUCAAGAGGGUCUGAAUGCGGACUACGUGAAGGGAGAGAACCUGGAAGCCGUUGUGUGUGAGGAACCCCAAGUGAAAUACUUGACGCUGCAGACGCAGGCUGCCGAGCCGCCGCCCCCCGAUGCACCCCGGAUCUGAGGGCCACUGCUCGCGACCAGCUCAUUUCACCGUGACCCGCGGCUGCCCUGCUGCUUCUCUGACGUCAUCGCUUCUCCUUCUAACUCCAGAUGAGCUCGCGGGUGUGUGUGUGUAGUGUGUGUGUCGCAUCUGAGACCCGGCUCCGGCGGAAAGCCGGCACCAGCCUCGGAGCCGCUGGAUCACCGCACCCCCAAA
This is a messenger RNA of Lontra canadensis (Northern American river otter), 1042 nucleotides long. It is a transcript of the gene CD99L2, whose product is annotated as CD99 molecule like 2. The transcript has 10 exons. Bases 206 to 847 code for a protein of 213 amino acids. The record is from RefSeq and is a predicted model, not a curated record. NCBI's taxonomy places the organism in Eukaryota, Metazoa, Chordata, Mammalia, Carnivora, Mustelidae.